Molecule: messenger RNA, 831 nt
Organism: Zingiber officinale
Lineage: Eukaryota; Viridiplantae; Streptophyta; Magnoliopsida; Zingiberales; Zingiberaceae
Product: lysine histidine transporter-like 8
Exons: 6
Coding region: 1-831 (276 amino acids)
Biological process (GO): positive regulation of transcription by RNA polymerase II
Cellular component (GO): plasma membrane
Molecular function (GO): protein dimerization activity; RNA polymerase II transcription regulatory region sequence-specific DNA binding
Source: RefSeq, a predicted model, not a curated record
AUGGGGCGAGGGAGGGUUGAGGUGAGGAGAAUAGAGAACAAGAUCAAUAGGCAGGUGACCUUCUCCAAGAGGAAGGCCGGGCUACUGAAGAAGGCCUACGAGCUCUCUGUUCUCUGCGACGUCGGACUCUCCCUUAUCAUCUUCUCCAGCCGCGGCAAGCUCUUCGACUUCUCCACUGCCUCCAGCCAAGAAAGACCCCCUUCCAUCUCCUAUCAGCCACUGCCCUCAUCUUCCUUUUGUUUCGUUGCUUUUUUGAUCUUGAAUGCUUUUGGAAUAAUAGCAUUUGCAUUCAGGGGACACAAUCUUGCUUUAGAAAUCCAGACAAUAAUGGCAUCAAUUUUCAAACACCCUGCACAUGUUCCAAUGUGGAGGGGAGCCAAGGUCGCCUAUCUUCUAAUAGCAAUGUGUUUAUUCCCUAUUGCCAUUGGAGGCUUCUGGGCUUAUGGUAACCUAAUGCCUCAAGGAGGAAUACUAAAUGCCAUUUAUAUAUAUCACAACCAUGAUAUCCCAAGAGGGCUUCUAGCAAUAACAUUCCUCUUGGUUGUGUUUAACUGCCUCAGCAGUUUUCAGAUAUACUCCAUGCCUAUUUUUGACAGCUUUGAAGCAGGUUAUACAAGCCGAACAAAUCAACCCUACUCGAUUUGGGUUCGAUCUGGCUUCCGAGUAUUUUAUGGCUUCAUCUCGUUCUUCAUUGGAGUAGCACUUCCUUUCCUGUCUAGUCUUGCGGGCAUCUUGGGUGGCCUCACUCUCCCGCAAUUUGUGGGAAUCAUGGAGAGCAAGACGUGGAUAUGGAAUAGGAAGUCCACAGGGAAGAACAUUGAGUAUAAAUAA